Messenger RNA from Penicillium verrucosum, 1368 nucleotides. Its product is annotated as aldehyde dehydrogenase family protein. Bases 1 to 1368 code for a protein of 455 amino acids. The record is from RefSeq and is a predicted model, not a curated record. Gene Ontology annotation, molecular function: aldehyde dehydrogenase (NAD+) activity. The transcript has 2 exons. NCBI's taxonomy places the organism in Eukaryota, Fungi, Ascomycota, Eurotiomycetes, Eurotiales, Aspergillaceae.
AUGUUCUACAAUAUUAUCAACUCGGAGCCCCGGUCCGGAGAUUCUGUAACAGUCAUCAACCCCAGGACAAGUGAGUCCCUCUGGGAGGUACCAGUCGGACGUGAGACGGACCUUAAUGACGCAGUGGAGGCUGCAAGGGUGUCGUUUGAAUUAUGGAAGGUCCUACCUGUCGAAGAAAGACAGAAAUACCUACUCAAACUAGCCGAUGAACUAGAACAUCGAAGAGAUGAAGUACAACCUCCUCUAGCAGGGGAAACCGGAAAAUCCCUGGGAAAGCUUACUGUUGCAGCAUCUCAGUCGUUGCCUGAUAAAGUGGAUUACGAAACCGAGACCCUCAAAAUCGUGUCUACCCAUCCUCCUAUAGGCGUGGUAGGUGCGAUUUGCCCUUGGAAUUUUCCGCUCGUCUUAGCCGCUAGCAAGAUUGCUGCAGCGCUCGUCAUGGGAAAUUCCAUCAUUGUCAAGCCGUCACCAUUUACCCCAUGUGCCACUUUGAAAUUCGUUGAGCUUGCGACGUCCGUGCUUCCGCGGGGUCUGGUCCAGGCACUCAACGGAGACAGCGACAUGGGAAGACUCAUUUCCAUUCAUCCAGGCAUCGACAAGAUUACUUUUACCGGAUCCAUUGCGACUGGGAAAAAGGUAGGUGAAAGCGCGGCCAAGUCUCUGAAACGAGUAACACUCGAACUCGGUGGAAACGAUGCAAGUGUCGUCUGCCCCGAUGUUGAUGUCAAAGCCGUUGCUACUAAGGUGGCUGCGGGAUCCCUUUUUCAUUCGGGGCAAAUGUGCGUUGCUACCAAAAGGGUUUAUGUGCAUGAGUCGAUUUUCCAAGAAUUCCGGGAUACUUUUGUGGAGGCAGUGAAGAAUAUCAAAAUCGACCCUUCUGAUGACCAGUCACCUCUGUUUAGUCCUGUCCAAAACGGGCUACAGUACAAGGUGGUCAAAGAUCUCAUCGCCGAUUGCAAGGACAACAACUACACGUUACUUUGUGGGGGAAACGCCGACGACGAGCAGCCAGGACUUUUCGUCGCACCUGUUGUUGUGGACCGACCACCGGAUGAUUCUCGCAUCGUCCAAAUGGAGCAGUUCGGUCCUAUCAUUCCACUGAUGAUAUGGUCUACUGAGGAUGAAGUGCUUCCAAGGGUCAAUGGGACAUGUACUGGGUUAGGGGCUUGCGUGUGGGCCAAUGAUGUUGGCACUGCGGAGCGGAUUGCGCGGAAGAUUGAGGUCGGAACAGUAUGGAUCAAUAGCGCCGAAGCCCCCAACCCAUACGGCUACUGUUCUGGUUGGAAGCAGAGUGGGAUUGGAGGCGAGUGGGGGAGCCAGGGCUUGCUGUCGUACUCUCACACGCGAAUAAUUCAGCUGUGCAAGUAA